GCGCAUCAUAGACGGAGCGAACCAUGGAAUUGCACCUUCCUCCGGCCCCUCAAACCGCCUCCCCGCCCUGGCUCCUUCAACAACGACUUUCACGAAAUAAAAACAGCAUGCUGCCAUGUGUGCUGGUAGACGGCUACUCUGCGACUGAGCGUUGUGAUACUCAAUCUUCCACAAAUUUGCUAACCCCAGUGUGCAAUAGGUAGCCAGGACUUGUCACACUUGUCACACUUGUCACACUUGUCACACUUGUCACGAUAACACGACGCCGUCGUCCGGACGAGCGAAGAAAGCAAACGGUGCGACGAUUGAUAGAUGGGCACGCCUGACAAUAGGGACAUGCAAUCACAUGGCCAAGCAGAUUGGAAUGACAACACACAUAGACCGGCGACAACCGAAAAGGUAGACAGCAGGAAGAAGGCGAAAAAAAGGGGGCUCGAUUAUGAUGAUGGAAAUGCUGACAAUGCUGAUGGAAGUAAUGACGACGAAGAUUGUCAGCACUAUCAGCAUUCUCAUCACUACUCCCCCCAUCGUCAUCAUCCUCCCGAUCUUCGUCAUGGUUUCUCCCAUCAGGAUUGUCAGGAUUCCCAUCAACAUGACACGAUUAUCAUGAUGGGAAUGCUGAUGGGAAUGACGAUGAUGAUGCGAAUGCUGAUGGGAAUGACGAUGAUGAUGGGAAUGCUGAUGGGAAUGACGAUGACGAUGGAGUAUCUGACGACGAAGAUGGGAGUGACGAUGACGAUGAUGAUGAUGAUGAUGAUGAUGGAGACGGUGAUGGUGAUGACUUAGGAUUGAUGCUGGAGAUGGAAAUCCCACAAACACAUACGUGAGGUGAUGAUGGCAAUGAUGGCAAUGAUGAUGAGGAUGGUGGUGGCGAUGACUUGGGCUAGGAAGGGCCAGCUAACAGUGAUGAUGAUGACGCAGACAAUGAUCACCAAAAGCGAUGACACCGAUGAUAAUUAAGUUAAGAACGAUGUAGAGACGGGGAAGGGCGAGCAAAUAGCAGUCGCAGGUGGAGGAGGAGGAGGAGGAAUGACGACAAGAAUUAGACUUGACAAAAAGACGAUCCACCCCGAGAGGAGAACGAUAUGGUCGUUAUCCUCAAGACCAAGUC
Chara braunii is the source of this 1111-nucleotide messenger RNA. NCBI's taxonomy places the organism in Eukaryota, Viridiplantae, Streptophyta, Charophyceae, Charales, Characeae. The record is from the annotation of a GenBank genome assembly.